Messenger RNA from Apis mellifera (honey bee), 3592 nucleotides. Its product is annotated as leucine-rich repeat transmembrane protein FLRT3. The coding region runs from base 48 to 2234 and encodes 728 amino acids. The transcript is spliced from 3 exons. The record is from RefSeq and is a predicted model, not a curated record. NCBI's taxonomy places the organism in Eukaryota, Metazoa, Arthropoda, Insecta, Hymenoptera, Apidae.
AUAGUUGCAAUUGUUGUUCCUUCGUGCAGUGUCGACAAGGCGCGUACAUGUUCGGCAAAAAGUUGAAAAACUCGUCGACUGAGAUUUCGAAAUCUCAGGAAUUAGUAAGUUUCGUUUGGCGGAGACUUCUAGUUCUUGGUUCGACAUUUGGAAUCGCUCUACUUUUGUUCUGGUCGUGCUACAUAUUUUUCAAUAUGUUAAACUACAAGAUUACGGAUACCUUUCCUAAAAGAACAACAAAUUACACGCAUAUUGAAAAAUGGUCGGAAUUUCAACAAUCUUUGGAUGGAGAGGUCGAGGAAAGGAAAGUAUUGGCGAGCUCGUAUUGCCAGAUUCAAUCGUGCGACACGAUAAUUUGCACGUCCAUCCCGAGAGACGCUAAUAUCGAAAAAGUGGUGUCAACCUAUAUUGAGAAUGAUUUUAAGGCAAACUGCAAGAACGCGAGAUCCGUGAAAUUGUCGAUGAAAGAUUGCGAAUUCUCGGACAACACGCUUCGAAAGAAUUGGCUGAACACCAGCUUGUCGAUCGAUGAGUUGACGUUGAACCGAUGCUCCCUCAAGGAAAUAGAGGACGACGCGUUUGCCUCGCCCAUUUACGAAAAAACGAGCAAGAUCAUCAUCGCGAACAACAAGAUCUCCUCUUUGCGCAAGGCGAUGUUUCGUCACCUCGAAGAAUUGCAAGAGCUGAGCAUACAAGAGAACACGGUCAAGUCGGCCGAAUUUAAUCUGCUCGAGGAGGUCGCGGGUUCUUUGACCAAUCUGGAACUCUGCCAAGCCAUCAACGAUCGAGAAGUGCUUAAGAACAUAACGGGGGCGGGCGAGUUGUUCAAGUUGAAAUUGUUAUCGUUGUACGGAAACGUUAUAUCAACCGUCGACGAGAAAUUGUUCGCGGGGGUGUCGAGAAUCGAGGCGCUCUACCUGCACGACUCGAACGUCGCCACGGUGUCCCGUGACGCCUUGAAACCGAUAGCUUCGUCCGUACUGCUCUUGACAUUGAACAGAAACAGGAUAACGUCAUUGCCAGAGGGGGUGUUGGAUUCGGUGAUCAGCCCCGCUAAACAUUUCCACGUAUACGUGCAAGACAAUCCUUGGCACUGCGAUUGCAACUUGAAAUGGAUGCAAGAUUUCGUGGAGGAUCACUCGGGCUUGAUAGACAAUCCAACUUGCAACACGCCACCGAUGAACGCUGGAAAAUCAUUCGCUGUGGCGAAUUUCUCUUGCGACCAGUCGUCGUCCAUUGCCACCAUCCCUGCCACGAUAUCGAAUACCUCGCCACGAUCAUCUAGCGAACACGCCACGAAUCGAAAUAACCUCACUUCGACCCCUCGAAUAUCUACCACCACCAGCGAGAACAACAACGACAAAAUGAUCCGUGUCACUUGCAACGCAACCGACACGUCCCUACAAACUUACAACUCGCGCAAGUUGCGUUCGACGGCAGCGGACGUUCAACUCCACCCCCGAUUUCCCAAUUUCUACGUCUCCAAGAUCCUAGACACCAGCAUACUGGUGAACCUUCCCAAUCUCACCCAAUCUGUCACUCUGCUCUGGUUCGACAACGGUAACGUGUACAACACCGUCAGAUGCGCGAGAAAUGCGAAACGGUCUUAUCUCGUGGAGGAUAUCGAUCCGCAGACGUCGUACACGAUCUGUUUGCUCGACGAUAACGGGAUAUUUAUAUCCCCGUUGAAUUGCUUGGCCGUAACUUCGAGGCCCGUUUACGAGGCCAGGACCUGGUUGACGAACGCCGACAAAACUCUGGUCCUCUCGUUAUUGAUCGCUUCGCUUCUCCUCCUCUUCUUCGUGGGCGGUUUCCUCUCGUUUCUGCUCAUUAGGCGGCACCCGACGUUGCUUCGUGGCAGCAAACGCGUGAUGCUGGUCAAACGUUGGAACUUGGACGCCAUCGUGCUUCCCAAAGGUGUGGACGCGAACGAGAAGUGGAGGAGGCGGCGCUCGUACGUCGCCAAGUCGCACGAGGAUGGAUACGUGACCCCGUUGCCCCCGGUUAGGAUCUCUCGACAUCUGGGAUCGAGAUCGAGAAGGAGCUCGCAGAGCGAUAGAAAUAGUUACGUGUCGCCGAUGGAGACGAUCGAGACGCAAUCGGGUUUGUGGGGGCUGGAGAAACGGAGAUCGAUCGCUCCUCCAGUCCCCCCCCAUCCUUCCCGCGCGAUCAUUCCAUCCGUUUCGCGACCCGAUUCCAAAUACGAGCGUGGCUGCGAAGUGUUCACGAUCUAAUUUAAUUUUCGCGAUACUCGAUACUUAUUAUUGGACCGCGACCUGUUUUACAAGAAUUAAACGAUGAUCUCGUAUCUCUCGUUUACUUCUGGGCUUCUUUACACGUUGCGCGCGUUUCGCAAGUGUGCGACGCUUCAGCGCUUCUCAACGUGCAACGUUUCAACGUUUAAUUUUGCUAUUAUCAUUAUUAUUAUUAUUAUUAUUGGAGAAGAUACAAUAAAAAGCUUUGUUGAAAACGUAUGAUAGAAUUACAAUAAUGUAAUCAGAGAUGGGGAAUAUAAAGAAAUAGUUAUUUUUCGAAAGUUUGAGCAGAAACAAAGAAAUUCGUUUCUUAUAUCGAAGUAUAAUUUUCCACGUAUAAAAUACGCAAUAAACGAUCCAUCGAUGAUGCACACUCGAUGUCGACACGAUCGAAGAAAAAUGACCGAUCUCGUUAGUUGAGAAACGCUAACCCGGCCCUCGUUCUCGCCUCGUCGGAUCGACUUUCGUUAAAUCUGGCGGACAGCCCAAAGAUACGCGUGUCAAUGUCAAUAUUUCAACGAUCCCCUAUUAUAACCGGAAUGAAAGAGAGGUUGCUCUCGAUCGAUGAAAAUAAAAAAAAGAAAAAAAAGGAAAGAAAAAUUUGAAUCGAUUCGUACGAUUUUCCUCCUGUAUCGUUCCCGUUUGUUGCAAAAUUGCAAAAUUGCCCGACCACAAUGGCCGAUUAUUAUCAUUGGCCGUGUCUGCCGUUUUAUUUUUGACGAUUAGGUCAGUAGUUCGUAGCCGGUGGAUCGUCGAAGGCUCCCGAUCUGAUUGGCCGAAGGAGGUCGGUCAAGAUUCGGUCCGUUCGGGUUCUCUUUUCUGAGAAGCGGGUGCCAGCCAGCCGAGCUUUUUUACACGCUCGCGGGGCUGGCAAUCCACUGCAAUCACUCUAAAAGGACGCAAUGCCAAUAUCAAACCGCUGUAUUGGAUCGACUGGCUCGCAAUCGGUAUAAUCGUUUGCGUUGCUCGCCCACCGUGGAAAUGACCGGUGCUAUACGCAACACCGCGUCAUCGGCUUUCUACGGCCCCUGCCAAUCGCAGUUCCGGAUUCGCGUGAGCUUGACAUUGCCAAAUGAUGUAACGAAGUGGCUCCGUUUCCCUCACCUUUGCGGCGAAACGGCCUCGCGAAGUUGGGAUGAAUCAUCGCCGGGCGAAAUUUAUCUAUUUCGAUUGUCCUCAAUUUCGAUUUCCUCGCUUCACUUCGUUAAAAGGGCCAAUAGAUGGAUUAUGGUUGUGAAGAACGAUGAAUUUCGAUCGAACGAAUGAAUUUUUUGAAUUAUUAUUCUUUUCGGAUAUUUUUUUGGUAAUAAAAAUAUACGUUUGAUUCGUUGAAUUCA